UAAAAUCAUUUUAAAUUAAGACGUUAACAAAUUGUACAAUCCAUUUCGACGUUUCCAACCGAAGAAGAAUCAAACGGAAACUUAAGUCAAAAAGGCACACAAAAUGGCAGAAGUAGAUCUAGUGAACAGGGAUCCCAAUCAAAUCAACGCUCAUUUAAAGGUUGCAUUCGAAGAUGUUUUGGCUGAGCCAGAAGAAAGUCACAGCAUGGACUGCGUAUGGAAGCUCUCUUACACUUGCUUUACUUUCUGGAGAAAUUGCUGUUAUCGCCUUAGCACGUUCUGUUGUGGCAUGUGCAUCGCCAUGGAAUUAGGCUGUGAGUUCGCCAGCACAAUGUUUAGUCAUGUCUGGUUCAUCACUCCCUGUCUGAGAGUCUGUGCUAUCAACUGCAGCCCGUACCAGAAAUUGUGGGGAGUCUGCUGUAAUUGCUGUGUUGCCCCGAUCUGUGAAGCGUGCGGAAUGUACUUCUCUAAUAUCAGAGUUAACAUGCAGAAAUCUUAAUAGACAUGUAGUGUUCUAAUUGAACUAAUGAAGUUACGGAUAAUUUUUAACAUGAUAUCUCCUAAUUUAAGAUAAACAUAAAAUAAGUACAAUGACUGGUGUUCUGCAGUGUAAUCGUAUGAGAAUGUGAUUUACCUUGCAGAUAUCAAUACCGUCUUUGUCAAUGUUUAGAAAUGCUCUAGGGUCUUUUGUUAAAGUUUACAUAAACAAUAUGCCUUUUGCAGCACUACGGCUGCGCUGAAUAUAAUUAACAAAACGUUCUUAUUAUUUUAAAAAUGUAUGUAGGUUGUCUAAUUCUUUAAUAAAAUAUAUCUAAAUGA
Messenger RNA from Mercenaria mercenaria, 819 nucleotides. RefSeq names its product caveolin-1-like. Gene Ontology annotation, biological process: caveola assembly. Gene Ontology annotation, cellular component: caveola. Gene Ontology annotation, molecular function: molecular adaptor activity. Bases 104 to 499 code for a protein of 131 amino acids. The record is from RefSeq and is a predicted model, not a curated record. The transcript is spliced from 2 exons. NCBI's taxonomy places the organism in Eukaryota, Metazoa, Mollusca, Bivalvia, Venerida, Veneridae.